AUGGGCUAUGACAUGACCUCCCUGGUCCCAUCCGAUCAGGCCUUCUACGGCAUCAUCCCCAAAGCCGGGUUGACCCAGGUCGGCCGGGCCACCCUGCCGGUCACCUUCGGCACCCGCGACAACUACCGCACCGAGUACGUCAACUUCGAAGUGGCCGAGUUUGAGACCUCCUACCAUGCCAUCCUAGGAAGACCCUCCCUCGCUAAGUUCAUGGCGAUCCCCAACCACAUGUAUCUUCUCCUGAAGAUGCCAGCUCCAAAGGGGGACCUCUCGGUCUACGGAGAUCUGCAGACCUCCUACGCAUGUGACGCUAAGAACAUCGAGCUCUCCGACACCCUGGAACGAUCCAAAAACUCAGUUCUUGUUGCCCUGGCAGCAAAGAACCUCCCGGCGGAUCAGCAGUAG
This is a messenger RNA of Panicum virgatum (switchgrass), 405 nucleotides long. RefSeq lists its product as uncharacterized. The record is from RefSeq and is a predicted model, not a curated record. Bases 1 to 405 code for a protein of 134 amino acids. Lineage: Eukaryota; Viridiplantae; Streptophyta; Magnoliopsida; Poales; Poaceae. The transcript has a single exon.